Molecule: messenger RNA, 417 nt
Organism: Miscanthus lutarioriparius
Lineage: Eukaryota; Viridiplantae; Streptophyta; Magnoliopsida; Poales; Poaceae
Source: the annotation of a GenBank genome assembly
AUGGACAAAACUGCCAAUGUAGUAUUGGAUAUUGAGGGUCUGCCUCAACCACCUGAUAAAUGCUGCUCCGGAAGUCCGAAAAUGAUUAGGGCCUUAUCACGUAAGGGUUCAAAUCGGAUGGAAAGGAGGGGCGGUGAUGAGCUGGAGCAAGAGGAUUUGGCAAAAAAACUUAUCAUCAAAGUUGUGCCAUCUCAACUGGAGCAGCCCCUGGGCCAGAACAAGGCUCUGGUUGCUCCACAUUGUACUCCCUGCACACCUGUUCUUAUUGAUUCUGGGGAAGGAAGGAGCAAACGAUUUAGCCGAUUCACAUCCAUAAACCCUCGGAAAAUUCUCCUCUUAUUCGCGACGCUGUCGAGCGUGGGGACGACGAUACUGAUCUACUUCACGCUGGCGAUCAACAGCAAAUCGGAGGCGUAG